Messenger RNA from Musca domestica (house fly), 2191 nucleotides. Its product is annotated as putative inorganic phosphate cotransporter. Gene Ontology annotation, biological process: transmembrane transport; monoatomic anion transport. The coding region runs from base 293 to 1789 and encodes 498 amino acids. Lineage: Eukaryota; Metazoa; Arthropoda; Insecta; Diptera; Muscidae. Gene Ontology annotation, molecular function: transmembrane transporter activity. Gene Ontology annotation, cellular component: plasma membrane. The record is from RefSeq and is a predicted model, not a curated record. The transcript is spliced from 4 exons.
UCAAUAAUAUUUUGUUGGGGGAAUUUCAUUAUCUUCUUCGUUGUUAUUGUUUGUUGCUGUCCAAACUUUUCGCGUCAUCAAUAAUAUUUUGUUUUGUGGGGCUAGUAAUUUCAUUAUCUUCUUCGUUGUCAAUACAAAACCCAAUAUUUAAAGUGGGCAUUUAACAGAAAAGUGCUAAAAAGAUAUGGCCAUAGAAGAGCAGUAAUAGUAAUAGAUUUCGGUUUGCUUUGUGUUUUGUUUUUAUCGUUUUUUUAACCCAAACUUUGUGGAGGAGUUCCCUAAAACCUGGAAUAUGGUACUUUGCUGUCCCUGUGUCCAGCAUAAUGGCUAUCAACAGAUCAAUUCAACACAAGGUCCCCGAUUUGGUGUGCGUCAUAUUCAAUGUAUUCUGGCAUUCUGUGGCUUGGCCGUAGCCUAUGCAUUGCGAGUAAAUCUUUCCGUGGCCAUUGUGGCAAUGACUGAUAAAAAUGCCACAAAUCCUGACUUUGAGGAAUUCGAUUGGGAUGAAGGUGUGAAAUCGUAUCUCUUGAGUAGCUUCUUUUGGGGCUAUGUUGUAACACAAGUUCCUGGCGGUUAUCUAUCGCAUAAAUAUGGUGCUAAAUUUACAUUUUUCUUUGGUGUGCUAUUCUGUUCGAUUUUGGCAAUUCUCACACCAUUUGCUGCAGAAAUUGGCGAUUGGCCGCUACUCUUGGCUCUACGUUCGGUUCAAGGUCUUUGCCAGGGAAUGAUUUUCCCCUCAACGCAUACUUUUCUCUCCAAAUGGGCACCAGCCGAAGAACGUGGCCGUUUGGUCAGCUAUUGCUAUUCAGGAGCUCAAUUCGGUACGGUUAUAAUGCUGUCGGUUAGUGGUUUUAUUGCAUCAUCAUGGAUGGGUUGGCCCAGCAUUUUUUAUGUGUCCGGUUUGGCUGGCUUGGUGUGGUGUUUAGUAUGGUAUUAUUACAGUUCCAGUACACCGGCAGAUCACCCUAGCAUAACACCACAAGAAAAACGUUAUAUUGAAAGUUCCAGUCAAGGCCGACGGCCAUCGGAUGCAGGCCGCAUUGAGGUGGCCAAUAUGAAAACGCCUUGGUGUAAAAUAUUAUCCUCCUUCCCGUUUUGGACUUUGUUAAUUGUCCACUGUGCCAAUAACUGGGGCUUCUGGACUUUACUAACGGAAAUACCAACAUUUUUGAAAAAUAUUCUCGGUUUGGAUAUACGUCACAAUGGACCUCUAUCUGCUCUACCAUAUUUGGCCAUGACAUUGUUAUCAUAUGGUUUCAUUUUUAUAGCGGACAUUAUGAAUCGUAACAGUGUUAUGCCUUUAGCCUUUUCACGAAAACUCUUCAACACCCUGGGAAUGUGGAUACCCAUGACAGCUUUGAUUGGUUUGGGUUAUAUUACAACCGGUGAGAGUACAGCCUUGGCCAUAGCUCUACUGACAUUGGCGGUUGGAUCAAAUGCUGCCACGUAUUUGGGUUUCCAAGUAAACCACAUUGAUUUAUCGCCAAACUUUGCUGGAACUUUAAUGGGCAUUACAAACUGCGCUGCGAAUUUUAUGAGUAUUAUUGCCCCACUCACAGUGGGAUUAAUUGUUACAGAUGAGACCAACCCCUUGCAAUGGCGUAUUGUAUUCUAUAUUACUGCUGCAUUUUAUUUCUUUGGAAAUUUGUUAUUUAUCAUAUUUGGUCGUACCUCACCCAGAGCUUGGAAUUUCCCCCAGCCAUUGAGUCGCCCCAGUUCUCGUCGACCUUCUGUGGAUGUGGAUGUUCAACCCUCGGAAACAGAUCCCUUACAACCAAGCUCUACCUAGAACAGUGGUAGAGUUGUGUGCUACUAAGUUAAUGUUUUUGAAUUUAUCAUAUGAUUUCCUACAUAUAUGUAUGUGUAUGUUUAUAUGACUCUCUGUCCCCAAAUGCUUUUAAAGAAACAUAAAUAACUUAUAUAAUUAUAUAGCUAUAUAUACAUUAUUAUUUAUCCAUUCAAUGUACAUAUGUAUUCUACAUAAUAUGCCUAGCAUUAUUUUUGAUGCUUAAAAAUUUUUAUUUUUACGAAUAACUUAACUGAAUGUGAAUUGUUAUCUCAAUGAUGUGAAACUUAACGCGUACAACAAUUAAAUACAUUUUUAAUGUGAUUUUAUGAUAUAAUUACAAUGAAUAUACAAAUAAAAUGCAAAUGUGAAUUAAAUUCACACGAAACAUGACAAUUUUAACAA